GUCAAUCGGUCGUUCGGGCACGGUAAAAUCGUUGAUAACAUUGAUAAGAGGUCAAAUAUAAAAUAUAUUUUACCUUUACUCAAUUUUUAUUUUUCGAAAAAUUAAAAAUGAAGCCCAUUGUGGAUUAUGAAGUGGCGGCUACUGCAGAUCCAACACCAAUAAAAUUGUUGACACCAGGGCCAGAUUUCCAAAAAUACCACACAUCAUGGUUGGAAGACAAAUGGUUUCCUUUCAUGGGGUUCGUAUUGGGUGCGGGUUCAGUCUGGUACACCUAUACAAUGAAUAGAAGACCUUUUUACUCUGGAAUACAUGUAAAGCUAGGUGCUGGAAUCGUUGGCGCUACUGCCCUCUAUUAUUAUAAACAAUAUAGAACUUCAUAUCUGGCAGAUAAAGAUGCCAUGUACAGACACUACAUUCAAUUACACCCUGAAGAUUUCCAAGCUCCAGAACGCAAGAAAGUUGGCGAAUUAUUCAAGGAAUGGGUUCCUGUACGCUAAUUUCUAAGAAUUUACAAAAUUAAAAUUAGUUAAUCAGAGAUAAAUUUUCAACAUUUAUAUUGUUAAAGUGUAAAGUAACAUUAAACUUUGAAUUGUAAAAAAAUGUAUGUCAUGUAGAUUAUUUUUACGUACAGUUAAUACAGCUGUAUAAUUAUAAAAUAACAAAUAUCCAUAGUAA
Molecule: messenger RNA, 675 nt
Organism: Myzus persicae (green peach aphid)
Lineage: Eukaryota; Metazoa; Arthropoda; Insecta; Hemiptera; Aphididae
Gene: ND-B14.5B
Product: NADH dehydrogenase [ubiquinone] 1 subunit C2
Exons: 3
Coding region: 108-497 (129 amino acids)
Biological process (GO): mitochondrial electron transport, NADH to ubiquinone
Cellular component (GO): mitochondrial inner membrane
Source: RefSeq, a predicted model, not a curated record